Messenger RNA from Cryptomeria japonica (Japanese cedar), 864 nucleotides. Its product is annotated as chaperone protein dnaJ 20, chloroplastic-like. The transcript is spliced from 2 exons. Gene Ontology annotation, cellular component: chloroplast. The record is from RefSeq and is a predicted model, not a curated record. Lineage: Eukaryota; Viridiplantae; Streptophyta; Pinopsida; Cupressales; Cupressaceae. The coding region runs from base 1 to 864 and encodes 287 amino acids.
AUGGGAAAUAAAGUGUGGAUGGUUAAAAGUAGGAUAACAAUAGAUGAAAGUGGUGUUGUAAGACAUGGAGAUGAGGAAAUAUUUCAAGAGAAUACAAGGUAUGAAGAAGAUGUCAAGUUAAAUGAACAAGGGAGCAUGAUGAAGCUAGCAAAAGAUGGAAAGGAAAAAGAUGAUGUAAAUAAAGAUGAAGAAACAAAAGUAUUAACAAAGGAAAUACCAAAGAAGAAGAUUGAUAUAGUUGUAGCAACAAAUUGGAAAAAUAUUGAGGAGAACAUAUGUGUGCAAGUUACAGGAAAAUUGUUAUUCGAAGCUUUCUGCAACAGAUUCAUGGAGUACAGUGCAUCAAUUAAGGGUUUACAGGCACCCCCUCGUCUUGUGAGCAAAUGUGCUUCUUCUGGGAUUUCACGGGUCAGAAUUGGAGCGAGGCCAAUGCAUUCGACAAGUAUUAGGGCAUUUCAGUCUCAAAGUGCUUCCUUUUCUUCAUCAUCAUCAUCAUCAUCAUUGUAUGAUGUUCUCUGUAUCUCUCCUGACGUGAGUGCGCGUGAUGUAAAGAGCGCAUAUCGUAGGAUGGCUCUUAAAUACCAUCCUGAUGUCUGCCCUCCUGUAGAGAAGGAAGAGUGUAGCAAAGUAUUUCUUCAAGUUCAGGAGGCUUAUGAGACUCUGUCGGAUCCUCUGCUCCGCCAGGAUUACGAUUGGAGAGUGCAGAACAUAUUCACAGUAGGUGAUUACGAAGGCGGAUUAGGGAGUAGUGAGGUGUGGGAAGCGCAGCUGAUGGAGUUAAUUAGAAGGAGAUCGAGAAAUAACUCGUCGUCAUGGGGUAGCAGAAUGAGAAGUCGAAAACAACAGGGGGCUUAUGCUUGCUGA